GUGAGCCGGAAGGGGAGGCAGAGCGCAGCCAUGAUGAUUGAACCUGGAUGGGAUGAGCGGCUGGACCCUCGGCGACCGGAAGAGUGAGGCCGGGAGGUAUGGGUUGGGCGGCGCCAUGUCAACCUGAUACCGGAAAAGGCGGGUCUCUUUUCCCUGACUGAUCGGCGCCUGAACUCGCCUGGAGAUGCAGGCAGCCCUGGAAGUCACAGCUCGAUACUGCAGCCGGGAGCUGGAACAGUAUGGCCAAUGUGUGGCAGCCAAGCCUGAGUCCUGGCAUCGGGAUUGUCACCACCUUAAGAUGAGCAUUGCUCGCUGCACAUCCUCCCACCCCAUCAUCCGCCAGAUCCGCCAGGCCUGUGCUGAGCCUUUUGAAGCCUUUGAGGAGUGUCUUCGCUUGAAUGAGGCAGCAGUUGGCAAUUGUGCGGAACACAUGCGCCGCUUCCUGCAGUGUGCUGAGCAGGUGCAGCCGCCAAGUUCACCCACAGCUGGAGAGGCACAGCCACUUCCUGCCUCCUGAAGAUUCCCUUGGACUUGGAGAAAACUAGACAUGAUUGACUAACCCACUUGGUGUCCUCAUCUAGAAGAGUGACCAUUUUGGAGUCUUGAGGGCUCUGGUGUGGGUCUGGCUUUCCUGGACUUUGGGACUCUAAAUAAAUAAAGACUGAGUUCUGGG
This is a messenger RNA of Phodopus roborovskii (desert hamster), 673 nucleotides long. It is a transcript of the gene Chchd5, whose product is annotated as coiled-coil-helix-coiled-coil-helix domain containing 5. The record is from RefSeq and is a predicted model, not a curated record. Bases 185 to 517 code for a protein of 110 amino acids. NCBI's taxonomy places the organism in Eukaryota, Metazoa, Chordata, Mammalia, Rodentia, Cricetidae. The transcript is spliced from 4 exons.